UUAGUAAGGUCCUGGUGUCCGAACGUGUACCCCGCCAUCAAAAUUCGUGUUUGAAAAUUCCAGUAAUUCUCGCCGAUUAUUCGCUUUCUUUGCAACUUGCAAGCAUACGAAUAUUAUUUAAAAUGGCAGCUGCACCUUCAAACCCUUCUACUUUGCUUCCAUUAGAGUUGGUUGACAAGUGCAUAGGUUCCCGAAUCCAUAUCAUCAUGAAGAGUGACAAAGAGAUUGUGGGCACACUGCUUGGGUUUGAUGACUUUGUCAACAUGGUACUGGAAGAUGUAACUGAAUAUGAGUCUACACCUGAGGGUCGUCGUGUUACUCAGCUGGACCAGAUUCUUCUAAAUGGGAACCACAUUACAAUGUUGGUUCCUGGUGGAGAUGUAACUGACUGAUCACCGGAUGCAGCUAAUGCUGUUAUUCAUCAACCCUCUGCUGCAGCGGCUACACUUCGAAGGCUUUGCAUCUCCAUGUGUUUUUGACAGAACACACAGUGAUGUGGAAUGUAUUGUGAUAUAUUCAUUGAUAUUCUCGUUCUAGAGAAAUUUUCAUCAUCAAAACCAUUUGCUUAACCUUUUUACCUGACGGAAAAAAAAUUGAUGGUUGCCAUAACUCUGAUGAUAAUCAUGCCGAUUUUUCUUUCUGUUGGAUCUUGUACUGUCAUCUAUUCUUUCUAAUUUAUUUGAACGUCCUAAUCACCCUCAAGAAGUAAAGUAAUUGUAGAUUCAUGCAUGGUAUAUAAGGUAAUAUCAAUUUCUUAGCCAAGUCUUGGCUCUGAUGAAAUGGCAUCUUAUAUACAUGUUGACGGUAAGACAGCUUGGGAAAAACUUACCUGUUGUAAGUAUAAAAUUUGUCGUUUCUACAAUCGAUUUGUUGAGUUUACUGCAUCUCUAAAACUGUAGCUUUUAAAUUUAAAUAAGUUUUUCAACAAUCCUAGGCAAUUAACUGCUGACAGGGAAACCUUAGUUAUUACCAUUAGUUGGAGCUUAGCUCAUUCAAUCCAAAAUAUUUUCAAGUGUUAAUUUAUGCAAAUUCUUGUAUUGUAUCAGGUAUUUUGUAUCUCGCAUUUUCUAUGCAAGUGAUCUCAUUUGUAUAAUUGUGGAUCACUUAUGAAUAUGAAUUUUUUUCAUGAU
Molecule: messenger RNA, 1130 nt
Organism: Hyalella azteca
Lineage: Eukaryota; Metazoa; Arthropoda; Malacostraca; Amphipoda; Hyalellidae
Product: U6 snRNA-associated Sm-like protein LSm5
Exons: 3
Coding region: 123-392 (89 amino acids)
Biological process (GO): mRNA splicing, via spliceosome
Cellular component (GO): U4/U6 x U5 tri-snRNP complex; U6 snRNP; Lsm1-7-Pat1 complex
Molecular function (GO): RNA binding
Source: RefSeq, a predicted model, not a curated record